Molecule: messenger RNA, 2238 nt
Organism: Chara braunii
Lineage: Eukaryota; Viridiplantae; Streptophyta; Charophyceae; Charales; Characeae
Source: the annotation of a GenBank genome assembly
CGAUUCUGUCGUUUUCCCGCUCAUCCUUGGGCACUGGUGCUCUCUCUGAUUCCCCGACCGAUCGCCGGACAACAGAAGAUCCGCCGCAUGCUCUUCCCCAUUUGCCACGUGUCGACUUGUUAACUUCUCUCUCGUCUCGGGAAACUAAAGGAGCCCGCCCGUUGUGUGCCAAAUGGCGCAGCAGAGCGUACGCUGCUGUUUCUCUUGCCUGCGACCGGAGAGCUGCUCGGCUCUCUUGCGAGGCAACCUUCAGGCGGGGGCGGGUUCCGCCCCGUCUGCUGCCACGUCGAUCAGUUGGCGAUCGCCGGCUUGGCGCGGAGGCGCAAGGGGGACGUCGUCGCGAUCGCAAGCUCGGCGCGCAGGCGCAGGGGUGACGUCGUCCGCGACGAAGGGCGGGUUGGCGCCGGCCACAGUGGGCAGGGAGACUUGGCUGAGAAGCUCGGCGCGCAGUACAGGAAGGCAUGCAGUAACCGUAAGAAGAAGACGGGGGGCCCCGCAGAGGCGGCCUGGUGUGUGUUAUGCUCAAGAGUACAAGGUGGAGAUACUUAAAGAGGGUGAAGUGCACACGCUCACGGUUCCUGAUGACAUGUCUAUAUUGGAAGCGGCAUUAGAUAGUGGAUUAGAGCUUUCACACGAUUGCAAAUUGGGGGUUUGCAUGACUUGUCCUGCCAAGCUGGAGAGCGGUCAGGUGGACCAGGAGGGCGCAAUGCUUAGCGAGGACGUGUUGAAGGAGGGGUAUGCUCUGUUGUGUGUGUCGCAGCCUAGAUCUGAUUGCAAAAUACGAAUUAUCAGCGAAGACGAGCUUCUGGAUGUUCAGCUAGUAACCUCUCAAAUGUGACGCUGAGGACAGUGAUUGCCUUGUCUAUUAUCACUGCUUGGGCGUUCUCAUUUUCCAUUUUUGGCUGCUUUACACUCGUUACAUGCUGCUGAAAACGUGCACAGCACCCGCACAGAAGUUGGUCUUUUACUAAGGAGUCUAUGUGUAGAACAACUGUACGUCUCAUGGCCAAACGCUCAACUGGUGCACAGGCCAUGAGACCUCUGGCUCCUUCGGUCGCUCUCCUUGCUACUGUGCGUCCACCAUUCAUUGUGGAUACAGAUUGGCUUAAAGAUAUGGCGGUCUCUCUCGAGUCCUCUCUCUCUCUCUCGAGUCCACUCUCUCUCUUAAGUCUUCUCUCUCUGAAUUCUUGGGGGCAAUGACCGCUGUCGGCAGUGAUUGCCAUCUGUCAGUGGGGCUCAUGAAUAUCAUCCCUCUCCUCUUGUCGGCUACGUCGGCUUUCUUGUCUAUGCAGAAACUGAAACAUCCCUUUUGGUCGGUCAGUCGUUGUGGGUCCAUCCUCCGAGCACAUGCUUUGUGCCGUGAGUGCUACCGGUAGUAAGAGGCAAGUCCUGUACGUGGAUAGUGAACGUUCAGAAACAGCAGGUUUAGGGAUGGGUAGCAAUCGCGCUGCUGGGGUGCAUAACAUGGGAGCACAGGAGGGUACCGUUGAUUGGAAACCAGGAUUGCCUGAUGGCCAGAAAGGGGAGGAGGAAGAAGAUUGGUUCUUAGCGAACGAUGGUGGAUUGGUUAGGUCCAUGCCAUUGGUAGUGGGAGGAGUAGGUGGUUGCCUAGUAGCAGAAGAUUGGUAUUGAACAGAGCGCUGUCAGGCAUUGCUCCAGUAGCAGACGCGAUCAGUGGUCAGUCUCGUGCGGAUGUUCUGUCCCUAGCGCUCUCAGCAAUUCUCUUGUUGACUUGUCUAACGUGGAAGAGCGUGCAGUCAAAACCGCCCGUGACGGUGCGGCUCCAAGGAGUCGAGUGUCUCCGUAUGAAUCCUGUUCUGUCUCCUAGGGCUUAUGAGGAGCUGUCGUGGGAAUGGCAGUUAGUGCAGAAAACAAUGAGGUGCAGAGGAGAGGUAUGGUGGUCAUUUACAGCGGACAAUGCAUGAUGCAAGCUGGCAUAGCGAGGCAGUCUGAGUGUGGAAGCGGCGAGGCGCAGGUUGUUGAUGCCCCUGCUCUAGUAAACAAACCUAUUUGCGGCGGGGUUCUGCAAUCUGGGAAGGCCAACUACUUCGGAAAAUCGCCCCUUUUCCCUGGCCGCGUGGAGUUUGACUCUCUGCCUAUUAAUACCCAGGCUGUUGUAGUUCAUCCCUUCGGAAAAUCGCCCCUUUUCCCUGGCCGCGUGUAGUUCUUAUCUUGGCAAGUGAUACUGUAAGAGGAUUUCGACCCAUCGACCAGGCUUGGAUUGCCACCAUUAGCGAG